UUUGCGCCGGCCCGGGCUGCUCGCCACGACUCGCCGCAGCCUCCGCAGCCCGCCGGCCGGACAACGCGGUCUCGCCGGCUGCCGCUCCGUCCCCACCGACCCUCGCCCUGGCGCUGGCAAUGAAGAGAGUGUGCACGUUGUCCCUCUGGCUCUGGAUCGCGGUCGCCUCCGAGGCAGAUUUGGUAAGAGGCUAUUCUAUGACCCCACCCACUCUGAGCAUCACAGAAGAGGAAUACGUGAUCAACACUAAAGAUACUCUGAAUAUUACUUGCAGAGGACAGCAUCCCCUGGAGUGGUCGUGGCCUGGAGGCCAAGAGGACACUGUCCAGAUUGGAAAGGACAGCGAAUCAGUGGUGUUGGUGAGUCUCGACGGUGUCCGAACAGUCAAGGAAGAGGAUUGUGAGGGCACUGACAUAAAGCCCUACUGCAAGGUCUUGACACUGACAGGGACUCAGGCUAACGACACAGGCUACUACCGCUGUUACUACAAGUACAUCAAUGCCAAAAUCGAGGGCACCACUGCAGUCAGCACCUAUGUGUUUGUGAGAGAUUUUGAACAGCCAUUCAUCAACAAGCCAGAAACUCUUCUUAUCUAUAAGAAGGAGAAUAUCUGCAUUCCGUGCCUGGUAUCCAUUCCAGACCUUAACAUCACUUUGCUUUCGACAACCUCUAUCAUCUACCCAGAUGGAAAGAAUAUUCUCUGGGACAAUAAAAGAGGAAUGUUGGUUCCCACCUUACUGAUCAAGGAUUCCCUAUAUGUUCAGUGUGAAACUUACAUUGAUAAGAAAUCCUUCAAAUCCAGCUUCUUCCUUGUCCACAUUGCAGGAAAUGAACUUUAUGACAUUCAGUUGUUUCCAAGGAAAGCAAUGGAACUGCUGGUUGGAGAAAAGCUAGUUCUCAACUGCACAGUCUGGGCUGAGUUUAAUUCCGGAGUAGAUUUCCAUUGGGACUACCCUGCAAAACAGAUGAACCGGGAAGUCACAGAACUGCCAGAGAGACGCUCCCAGCAGACACAUACUGAGCUCUCCAGCAUCCUGAUCAUCCAAAAUGUGAGCCAGCAGGAUGUGGGGAAAUAUACGUGCAUGGCUAGCAAUGGGGAGCAGAUCUUCAAGGAGAGCAUAGAUGUCAUCGUACAUGAGAAGCCUUUCAUCAAUGUGGAGUGGAAGAAGGGCCCAGUAAUAGAAGCAACAGCAGGAGAUGAAGUUGUGAAGCUGCCAGUGAAAGUGGUUGCAUACCCCCAGCCUGAGUUUCAGUGGUUUAAAGAUGGAAAGUUAAUUUCCAGCAGACAAUCUCAAUAUUCCAUGCAGAUCAAGGAUGUGGCAGAGCAGAACUCUGGCACUUACACAUUAGUUCUUAGGAAUGAGAUGGCUGGCCUAGAGAAGCACAUUAGUCUCCAGCUGGUGGUCAACGUUCCUCCACAAAUUCAUGAGAAAGAAGCAUCUUCACCAAACAUCUAUUCCCGUAAAAGUCGGCAAGCACUCACCUGCACUGUCUACGGUAUCCCAGCACCAGAAAAAAUCCAGUGGCAAUGGAGGCCUUGGACACCCUGCCGGAUGUUCUCUCAGCGCAGUCUUAGCAGACGGAGGGCUGCACAACGCCAUCAGCGGGACCGGAUGCCUGAAUGUAAGGAUUGGAAGGAUGUUUCACAGCAAGAUGCUGUGAACCCCAUUGAGAGUAUUGACACCUGGACAGAGUUUGUGGAAGGAAGGAACAAGACGGUCAGCAAACUGAUCAUCCAAGAAGCCAGUGUUUCUGUCAUGUACAAGUGUGUAGCUUCCAACAAAGUUGGUCGUGAUGAACGCCUGAUCUAUUUCUAUGUGACCACCAUUCCAAAUGGAUUUGAAAUUGAGUCACAGCCUUCAGAAGAACCCAUUGAGGGACAAGACCUGAGGCUAAGCUGCAAUGCUGACAAUUAUACCUAUGAGAACCUGCAGUGGUACCGGCUCAACCUCUCAAAGCUGCAUGAUGAAGAGGGCAACCCCCUGGUCCUGGACUGCAAGAAUGUCCACCACUAUGCAACCAAAAUGCAAGGCGAUCUUCACUUCAAGCCUCAUUCCAACUAUGCUGCCUUGACACUUACAAUCCCUAAUAUCUCAUUAGAGGAUGAGGGAGACUAUGUGUGUGAAGUGCAGAACAGGGAGAACAGUGAGAAACACUGCCACAAAAAGUAUAUUUCUGUGCACGCUCUGGAAGUCCCAAAGUUGAAGCAGAACCUGACAGACAUCUUGGUGAAUGUGAGUGAUUCCAUAGAGAUGCGCUGCAGAGUUGAUGGCACACACAUUCCAAACAUCAACUGGUAUAAGGAUGAGAAGCUUGUAGAAGAGGUAUCAGGGAUUGACCUGGCAGAUUCCAAUCAGAGGCUGAGUAUCCAGAGAGUGAGAGAAGAGGACGCCGGCCUCUACUUGUGUAGUGUCUGCAAUGCCAAGGGUUGUGUGAAUUCCUCUGCCAGCGUCUCUGUAGAAGGUUCAGAUGACAGGACCAAUGUGGAGAUUGUUAUCUUAAUUGGGACUGGUGUCAUUGCCAUUUUCUUCUGGAUUCUCCUAAUCCUGAUCUUCUGCAAUAUUAAGAGACCUGCUCAUGCUGAUAUCAAGACUGGAUACCUUUCCAUCAUUAUGGAUCCAGGUGAAGUUCCCUUGGAGGAACAAUGUGAAUACCUACCUUAUGAUUCCAGCAAAUGGGAGUUCCCUCGAGAACGACUCCGGCUAGGUAAAGUUCUAGGCCAUGGAGCUUUUGGGAAAGUGAUGGAAGCCUCUGCAUUUGGAAUUAAUAAGAGUAACAGCUGUGAGACUGUGGCAGUUAAAAUGCUCAAAGAGGGAGCUACUGCAAGUGAGCACAAGGCACUUAUGUCAGAGCUGAAGAUCCUCAUCCACAUAGGAAACCAUCUCAACGUAGUUAACCUGUUAGGUGCCUGCACCAAACCUAAUGGUCCCCUAAUGGUUAUUGUUGAGUUCUGUAAAUAUGGAAAUCUCUCAAACUAUCUGCGAACCAAACGGGAAGGAUUCAGUCCUUACAGGGAGAAAUCUCCCAGAUUGCGUGUCCAGGUUCGUUCCAUUGUGGAGGCUGUUAGAGCUGACAGAAGGAGCCGUUCGGGUACCAGUGACAGCGCAAUUCUUAAUAGACUUUUUAUGAACAAGAGCCAGCCAGCACCACCACCACCUCUUCUCAUUCAAGAAGUGGAUGAUUUAUGGCAAAGUCCUUUGACAAUGGAAGACCUGAUCUGCUACAGCUUCCAGGUGGCCAGGGGUAUGGAGUUUUUAGCAUCCAGAAAGUGCAUCCACAGAGACCUAGCAGCUCGUAACAUCUUACUGUCAGAAAACAACGUGGUGAAGAUUUGUGACUUUGGACUAGCCCGGGACAUCUACAAGGAUCCUGACUAUGUCAGGAAGGGCAGUGCCCGCCUCCCACUAAAGUGGAUGGCUCCUGAAAGCAUCUUUGACAAAGUCUAUACCACGCAGAGUGAUGUCUGGUCGUUUGGAGUUCUUCUUUGGGAGAUCUUCUCUCUAGGUGCCUCCCCAUACCCAGGAGUCCAAAUCAAUGAGGAAUUUUGCCAGAGACUGAAAGAUGGUACCAGGAUGAGAGCUCCAGAAUAUGCCACUGCAGAAAUUUACCGUAUAAUGCUAAGCUGCUGGCAUGGUGAUCCCAAGGAGAGACCAACAUUCUCUGAUUUGGUGGAGAUCCUGGGAGACCUUCUUCAGGAGAACGUCCAGCAUGAGGGGAAAGAUUAUAUCCCCCUGAAUGACUCUCAGAGCUCUGAAGACGAUGGCUUCUCCCAGGUGGCUUCAUCCAUCCAGCAGAACUCUGAUGAAGAGGAAUUUGAUAUGAGAACACACUGUCACAGUAUAGCAGCAAGAUACUAUAACUGUGUGUCUUUCCCUGGCUGUUUGACUGGUGGGAAUCAGAUAAGGUGUCCAUCUAGAAUAAAGACUUUUGAAGAAUUCCCUAUGACACAAACCAUGUAUAAGGCACAUCCGGACAAUCAGACAGACAGUGGGAUGGUCUUGGCGUCUGAAGAGUUUGAGAGAAUAGAAAAUAGACACAGAAAAGAAGGUGCAUUCAGCAGUAAAGGAUCCAGUCAAAAUGCAGAAUCAACCAUGGAUCAGUCGGACCUGAGGGGUCGGGGUCGGCCAUUGUAUCAGUCCCAGCUCAGAGGUCAGACUUUUUACAACAGUGAAUAUGGAGAACUGUCAGAACACUCUGAAGAAGGCAGCUGCACUCCACCCGCUGAGGGAGCCAGUCCCUCCCUCCUUCAUGCUUCAUUCUUUUCAGACCAAUACUAAAGAGGAACAGAUUGAGGAGACACCAGGCAGAGAUGCCAUCUUUCACCAUUUCUGCAGCUUUGUCCUUGGUCUGUUGAGUCAUAUCCCAUUAUUCUAGAAGAAGACACAAUAGGGGACCCCUGAGGAACAGAUGGCAAUACUCCUUGGAUAUGAAGACGGAUGCCAAGCAUUUCAACAGGGGAUCCAGUCCUUGCAUUUGGCAUAAACACAUGCUUGGUAUUGCUAUAGUUUUAUCAUUACCUCUUUAUAUGUAUUUCUUUGGAAGAAACUACUGUGUUCUGCUACCAGGUGGGUGCCUGCUUUGGGAGCUGCAGCCACUACUCAGUAUUCAGCCUCUAUUCAACUAGUUUGCCAUAAUAAGCUUUAUUUCAGGUCAGAUAAAAAUAGAUAUGUCUUAACCGAGUUUCUUCCUGAUAGGCUGCUUUGUUUGUUUCUGCUCUCAUUUCAACUCAAGUAGUAGAAAAGGAAAAUAAAAUCAAUUGAAUGGAGUCUGGUAAACAGAGGAGUUGCACUAUUUCCACACAAGGUUAGAUCUGUCCCACUGAACAUACACAACUAUACAUAUAUUAUUCAUGCAUGGUUUUACAUGUUUCAUUUAUUUUAAAGCACCAAAAUAACCACAACAUUUUACUGCAUUAUUGCGUCCUACAAAUUUAUCCCAAAUAGUUAAUUGUGGGAGAAAGUAAAAGAAGAAUUGCUUUAUAUCCUAGCAAAUAAGAACAAAUGAUUGCCUUAAUAAAGUAAUAGAUCACCUAAUGGUUGCUUACUUAUAGAGGUGAUACUUUACAAUUUGCACAAACAAUCAGAGAAUGCCUACUAACAUAGACAGAAUGUGGUAAAAUUCAGAGGUCAUAGAGGGGACUGGACCAAGUGAAACUUAGUAGUAGGUCGCAUAUUCAAAUUCUUCAGUAUUUUUUUUUUAAACCCUCCCUACAUGUAGAAAUUGGCCCAUCAAGGUGAGGGCUCAGCAAGAACGUUUUUCCCAUUUAUGUGCAUAGAUUCAAUAAAUAUAUGAAAAAAAGAUGAAAAGUUGGUUCAUAUUGGCUCCCUGGUAUUCAAACAAACUCUCAGCCAUGGCUUGAACACCAUUUCAUCAUAAAAGACAUUGUUUCCACUUUCUUGGCAACCAGCCUUAGAGAGUCAUUAAAAUGGUGUAUCACCCAUGUUCUCACUGCAAAGUAUGGUAUCUUGUCAUAGUAGAUUUUGAUGAUUGAUCAUUAUACUCAAAGCAAAGUAAUAUACCUCUAACCCUUAUAAUUACCAAGAAAAGACCAUCUGAUGCAAUGAAAAGUCUGAUGCUACUCCACUUAAGCAGUAGAUUGUCCAUCUUCUUAUCCCCACCUAGUCUCUACAGAUGUCUGUGCUUUUUCCAAGUAUGAGUAUGCCCUGAUCCUGGUAGCAACUCCAACACAAAUAUUCCAAAGUUAAGUUACACAGAUAUACCUAAUCUGCAUUAUUUAUUCUGAUUCUGAAAUUUGGAGAUAUCUAUAGGCUUACAUGCACACUUGCUCCUCUACCUCAGUCACCAGUCUUUAGCACAGUACAUCUCUUAGCUGUAGUUGGAAAACAUUGCUUCAAUUGAUUUUUUAAAUGGACAAUAUAAGGGGAGCAACUGUAGAUCAGGUCAAUGUGAAUAUGUUUGUACUGUUGUUCCUUAUCAUGCUGUACCAGAUUUUCCCUCCCUGCUCCUGCUCUGGAGGGUCACUGUCACUGAAAAACUUCACAAGGGCAUCUGUGAAAGCUUUAUAAAGUCAAUUCUGAUCAACUUGUUUGUCAGAAGCCCACCCUCUGAAUGGUGUCUCCACAUGAAAGGAUUUCUGCUUGCAGGCCAAGCUUUCAUGUAUAGAAUUAACCGUUUGGAUUUGGCUUUUUUUCCCUUCCAGAUUAUAUAUUUUCCUUCAUAAGAGUACUGCAUGCAUUUACACAACUGUUCUUGACACUGUUCAUUUGCCACUGUCCAUGUUGAUUUGUACUUUGUAUGACUGCACUCAGGGCAGUCCCUUUUGAUGGCAUUUGUUAUCCAUACAAGUUGUACAGUUCUGUGCUUAGUCAGUUAGUGGGAGAGAAUUAAGUUCUGCUCUAUUGUGUGGAAAGGAUGAAGUUCUCUAGUUUCUAUAUGUAUGUAUAUAUCUACAUUUUUUAAAACUUACUGUUUUUGUCAAAAAUUGGAAACUCAAAGCAACAUAUAGACAACAGCAAUGAAGAAUAUAGUUCUAUAGAAGA
Eublepharis macularius is the source of this 6500-nucleotide messenger RNA. RefSeq names its product fms related receptor tyrosine kinase 4 (gene FLT4). Bases 120 to 4277 code for a protein of 1385 amino acids. Gene Ontology annotation, biological process: positive regulation of kinase activity; multicellular organism development; protein phosphorylation. Gene Ontology annotation, molecular function: ATP binding; transmembrane receptor protein tyrosine kinase activity. The record is from RefSeq and is a predicted model, not a curated record. Lineage: Eukaryota; Metazoa; Chordata; Lepidosauria; Squamata; Eublepharidae. Gene Ontology annotation, cellular component: signaling receptor complex. The transcript has 30 exons.